UAUGCUAAUAAUAUAGCCCACUACAGAAUAUGUAUUCAGCAUGAUUUAUUUGUAGCAGUCGCUGUAUUUAGCCGCAUUAGAAAGGCAGGGUCUAUUUUCCUUCUCGCUACACAACCAUGUAUGAUGUCCACUUCAAGCCAGGAAACAGAAGGCGCACACAUAAGACAGUGUAAUAUGCCGACCUCAACAUUACAUAGGCAUAUAGGUAGUUACUAUAUGAUUGUCGGUGAAAAUGUUCCGUUUGUAGAAGAAUCAGCGCAGGGACUGGUAGUCUACACCAGAGAGGAAGAUGCGAAGCGAGAGGGUCUAAUCCCGUCAAAAUCUGUCCUGGCGAAAAUACAGCGAUAAUUAGACCUUCUACCUUCCCGCCUCUGGGACAACGACCCUCAUUGUUAGGGCGGAGACAGACCGUCUCGUUAUAAUAUACACUAUCUCAGGCUACACCCGCCAUGUUGGCCGUUUCUCAUCACCCAGGCAAAAAAUAAAACAAAUUUUUGAAGAGGAAGAGAAACGCCUUAUGAUGAAACCUUUGACUAACUGUCAGCAGGGUUAAUGUGUGUUUCAUCCAAACACAAACCCAGGUGUUAGUGCCACUGCCAAACGCAUGCCCAGGAGUAGAUACAGGUGUUAGUGUCAACCCCAUGUCAAGUAGACACACCUCCUCUCCAACCAUGAGGCCUGACAAUAACAACAACCACAACAGUGUGCUGGAUGGAGACGGAGUGGAGGACGGGUCUGGACCAAUCAGCAGGCCCCGUCAGCCCCAGUGCCAUUCUCUCUCCUCCGGCCGGGCGCGUCACAGCCACCGCCGCAGCAGCAGAACAGAUAAGCAGCCUCACACCUGUCCUCUCUGUUCCAAAACGUUCAUCUCUUCCUCUCACCUGGCCCUACACCUGCGCUCCCACAGCGGGGAGAGGAAGUAUAAGUGUGGCGUGUGUGGGAAGCUCUUCCUGCAGUCAGCCCACCUGAUGCGCCAUAAGACCACCCACACAGGGGACAGGCCCUUUAAGUGUCCAGACUGUGGGAAGGGCUUCGGUCGCGCUUCUCACCUGAAGACACACCAACGCCUCCACACAGGGGAGAAGCCAUUCCAGUGCUCCGUCUGUGACAAGGCUUUCACCCAGAAGGCUGGGCUGAUCAUGCACCACCGCCUGCACACUGGUGAGAGGCCUUACAGGUGUGAUCACUGUGGUAAAGCCUUCCGCUCCUCCACACACCUGCUGGCCCAUCAGGCCCUGGAGUCAGCCAAGCAGAGCUUCACCUGUGACAGGUGUGAUCAGAGUUUCAGGUCAGCCUCGUCCCUCAGACAGCAUGUUAAGACACACAGCAGCACCAUGGAGGACCUCUGCUGUGGGGUCUGCUGCCGGUCCUUUGUCCGCUCCUCCUACCUGCAGCUGUACAUGAGGCUCCACAGAGGACAGAGGCCCUACCACUGCAGGGUCUGCAACAAGACUUUUGCUAAGAUGACCACCUUCCAGAGACACUGUGACAAACACCUGAGGAGGAACGGGGACAUGGACCAGGGGCAGGAGGAGGAAGAGGAGGAUGUCAAACCUACAUUGCCCCCACCCUCCACCCCUCCUACUCCUGCCCUUCUACCUCCUCCUGUUCCUCCAUCCACCCUUCCUCUCUUGUCGGAGGUCAAUACACGCUCUAAAACUAGAGCCAAAAUUAGGAUAGAAUGACUGUGUUCUGGACUUGGAGUAUAACAAUGGGGAAAGAACAUAAGUGGCAUCCUUAAACAUGUGCAAUUACUUGCAACAGUCAUAUUAUGUAUAUUUACUGAUAGGGUAUUACAAAUUAUUUAAAGUUUUUAAUUAUACAAACUGUAUUGUAAUGUAGUUUAUAGUAUUGUUUUGUUUUAUUGUUUUAAGCAUGCUUUUGUAUUUACUAAUACACACUUAGACUUUCCCUGUGUGACUUCAACACUUCAAUGUGCUGUGCAAUCCUGAUGCUUUUCAUACCAUAGUCCAUAUCGCACAGUACCAUAUUAUACCAUAACGUAAAGUCUGUAUGAUCAUAUCACUCCAUCCUUGGACCAAGUAUUAACUUUUUAAUAACAAUAAAUGUUGAUUGGACAGGU
Messenger RNA from Salmo salar (Atlantic salmon), 2083 nucleotides. The record is from RefSeq and is a predicted model, not a curated record. Lineage: Eukaryota; Metazoa; Chordata; Actinopteri; Salmoniformes; Salmonidae.